AUGGUUCGCCCAAACUGUGAUAUUUGCUCACUGCCUCUUCUGCGUGAGCAACCGUCUGUUAGCUGCCAUAUUUGCAAAAAUCUUUUUCAUACCAACUGCAUCACAACCUCGCUUACUCAAGGAUAUGCCGAAGCUGAUCGUCAGUCACCAUGGACUUGUACCCCCUGCAAAACUACAUCUUCUUCCAAGGACUCCACUGACAAUAUAAUUCUCAUUCUUAAUGAAUUAAAAUCUAUUAAAUCCCAACAAACCAAGUCGGAUGAAGUCUUGGUCAAUAUUUCAUCUUCUAUAUCCGAUUUAAAUUCAAAGGUAUCACAACAGGGGAAGCAAUUAUCAUCCCUCGGCCAAGCUAUUAAUUCGCUCAAUAAACAGCUAAAUGUAGUGACGAAUGAUGUUAAGGCACAUGGCAAACGCUUUGAAGAUCUUGAAACCCGCAUCACUGCCACUGAAAAAACUUUGUCUGAAACCGUUGCACAGUCCUCUUCGGUUAAUUCUCCAAUGCCUCCAUCCAUUAAUGACGUAGUAAUGGAAAUUCAACAACGAACAAUAUGUGCUUCCAAUAUAAUUAUACGAGGUGCAUCGGAAUCUCUCAAGCCUCAGUUGCCCGACAAAAUUUCAGAUGACAAACAACUCGUAGCUAACAUUCUAGGAAAGCUUAAUCCAUCCGUCCCGAUUGCUUCAAUCGUCAAUGUAUUUAGAACUGGAAAAAAAAGUGAAAAUAAAUCACGAAUACUAAAGGUAGUGCUUUCUUCAUGUGGUGCUGUCGAUACCGUAGUAAAGUCUUACAAUCACCUUCGUGCCACAUCUCCAAAUCAGCUGCCGGAUAUCUCAAUUUCACGCGAUCGUACUUUUUCGGACCGACAAUCGAUUCGAGAGGUGUAUCAGGAGUUACGCACCAGACAAGCCAGUGAUCCUAGCAGUAACAUCACUGUUCGUUAUAUCAACGGAUUCCCAAGGAUUGUUCCAUUAACCAAUGUUAUUAACAACACACUCAAAAAGUAG
Macrosiphum euphorbiae (potato aphid) is the source of this 1002-nucleotide messenger RNA. Lineage: Eukaryota; Metazoa; Arthropoda; Insecta; Hemiptera; Aphididae. The record is from the annotation of a GenBank genome assembly.